Messenger RNA from Aspergillus wentii DTO 134E9, 1141 nucleotides. RefSeq names its product putative glycosyl transferase family 8 family. Bases 11 to 1048 code for a protein of 345 amino acids. The transcript has a single exon. Gene Ontology annotation, biological process: protein N-linked glycosylation. Gene Ontology annotation, molecular function: glycosyltransferase activity. The record is from RefSeq and is a predicted model, not a curated record. Lineage: Eukaryota; Fungi; Ascomycota; Eurotiomycetes; Eurotiales; Aspergillaceae.
GCAAUCCACCAUGAAUUCCACUUCCUCCAGACUGUGCACUCCACGACGGCUGAUCGGGAGUCUUCUUCUGCUGGUAGCAUUGGGUAUCUUCGCCUUGCUCGUUCCAGCUCGCAAACUUGACAAUGUCCCCUUUAUCCCAUUCUCCCUCCAGCGAACCAAGUCGUAUAAUGAGUCGAUCGCCAUCACCACCCUUCUUGCGCAUGCAUACGACGAGGAGGACAGCGACGAGGACAAUGAAGAUGUCUACUUUAUCGGUGCUCGUAUCCUCGCCUACCAGUUACUGCAUGCGCCCGAGACAAAAUCACGACGCCAUGUUCCCUUUAUCGUUCUGGUGACGCCCGAUGUGCGCAAAAGCAAGCGAGACAGACUGAAGAAAGACGGCGCCCAGAUUGUCGAGGUGGAAUCCGUGCAUCAAAAUGUGUCCAUCACUGUCCCUCGAUGGGCAGAUACAUUCACCAAAUUGCGAGUGCUUGACCCAAAGGCAGUGCCGUAUGAGAGAGCGCUCUAUCUGGAUACAGACAUUAUCCUCACCAGACCGAUUGAUGCCAUAUUCGAUGAUCCCAAUGCAUGGCCAGUGCCAUCUGUGAAGGACAGUGCAUCUCCCCUGGGACAAGGUGAAGCAUUUCCACCAGACAGCCUGCUCAUGGCAGCGACACCAGAAACGAAGCAACAGGACCAUCCAUAUCCGUUUGUGGAUGAACAGCAUGAAAAGACCGAGUUCAACUCUGGGUUCUUCGUCUAUUCGCCAUCGUCUGACAUGCUGGAGUACUAUCUCACUCUGCUGGAAUACACCGACCGGUAUUUCCACGGUCUGCCCGAUCAGGAUCUGUUCAAUUACGCCCAUCGACUGGAUGGGCCGAUGCCAUGGAAGACGCUGCAGCCCUCGUGGAAUAUCAACUGGUCGAAUGAUGAGGAUUUAAAGGGUGGGAUUGCAUCGCUGCAUGUCAAGUUCUGGGAUUUUGAGUAUUUCUCGCAAAAGACACGGGAAUAUGCAGUCGCACGACGAUGGGAGAUGGAGGGAUACUGGAAGGGACGGAACAAGAGUUGAUCAUCAAUGCAUCAUCAAUAUAAUCAUACAUAAUAUAAUCAUCAAAAUUGCCAUGUCUCAUUCGCUUAGUAGAAAUGCCCCGGUACAUCCCGC